This is a messenger RNA of Hydra vulgaris (swiftwater hydra), 2296 nucleotides long. RefSeq names its product TBC1 domain family member 24. The record is from RefSeq and is a predicted model, not a curated record. Gene Ontology annotation, biological process: response to oxidative stress. Gene Ontology annotation, cellular component: nucleus. Lineage: Eukaryota; Metazoa; Cnidaria; Hydrozoa; Anthoathecata; Hydridae.
UUAAAAUAAAUUAAAUAGGAUACGAUUUAUUAUUCCUUUAGACAAUAUUUCAACAAAAAUAUUCUGUUUGAUGUUCUGGUGACUUCAUUUUGAAGAAAAAUAUAUAUCUAGAGCGCUCGAAUUGGCUUAAGACUACUGUUUCUUCUAAAAAUGCCUUUAAACUUUUGAAAAAAACAAUAUCUUUAUCAGUUUCAAAGACUAUUCGAAAUUCUCCUAGUAAGAGUAAUUUCAAAAAAAUCAAAAAACUUCUAUGAAGACUGGUACUCUAACAAGUUUACGUGACUUAAAAAAGAUACAAAUAGAUUGCAAAAAAGACAAUGACUGGUAUACUACAAGAUUGUGUCAAUAAAAGUGCUCAUGCUUCAGUUACUGUUUUGGAGCAACCCAACCUUGAUAUAAAAAAAAAAGAUUAUCUUGAAAAUGUUUUAAUUAAACACAGUGUUGCUUAUAUUACACCUAAAGAGUUUAAAAAAAUUAAAAUUAUAGUCCGUAAGGGUAUUCCUAUGGAACAGAGAAAACAAUAUUGGUUGUUAUUUUCUGGCGGUAAAGAGGUUUUACAGAAUACUCCAAAUUUGUUUCAAAAAGCUUGUGAUGAUCUUCUUGGAGAAAGUCACUUUUACUUCAACACUGAAAAAUUAGCAGCAAAUUCUCACUUUUUAACACCAGAUGGAUGCUACUCAUUAUGCAAAUUACUCUAUGUAAUAACCAACUUAAAUCCACUUAUUAAUUACUGUCCUAUGCUUGAACCAAUUACUAUUGUAAUGCUCCAUUUUAUGAAUGAGGAAGACACUUUUUCAUGCUUGUCUGGCAUAUUGAGCAAAAAUCUACUUGAUGAAACCCAGUCUGAAAACACAAUCACAGAUUGUACAUUGCAAGAUCUUCUAAAGUUUAAGAAGAAAAAAGUUUAUGCAAAACUAAAGUCAUAUGUUCCAUCACACUUUAAAGCUGCUGGUCAUAAGCGUGUAAUAUUUCCAUCUUUGGGAAAGUAUAUUUUUGACCAUCUUCCAUUAGCACUAUUGGUUCGAAUUGUUGAUUGUUUUCUAGUUGAUGGACCAAAGAUAUUUUAUCGUGUAGGAUUGUAUCUACUGAAUCAUUUUUACACUCAUUCCUUAACACUCGAUCAUUUUUUUUGUUCAUCUCCCCAAGAUCUUGUUGCUAACAUCGGAGUGCAUAUACAGUCAUUAGAAAUUAAUCCAGAUGCUUUUAUAAAAAAUAUUUUAAAGAUACGGCUGACAAGUAAACAAAUUUUUAAGCUGAAACAAACAAAUACGACUAUGAGUAAUUCUCGUUACCUUGACAGCACAGAUGAUCUAAUUGGCCAGCCAGUUGUCACUACUAAUUUGAGUGAAGUUUCUGAUAUUAUUGAUCUUCAGCAUUGGCAAAUUGUGUGCAGUUGGUUGCCAUUACGAUUACAAGUUAAAAAACCUUAUUUGUUGUUUACAACUAAUAAUGAUGGCUACAAUUUAAAGACAUUGUACCUUAAAUGUGAAAAAGCUGAACAAACUUUAAUGAUCUUUGGCACUACAACUGGCGAGGUACUUGGAGCAUAUUUAUCAUCUUCACUAAAAAAUAGACAUAAUGGUAAUCAAAACCUUUCUUUUUUUGGCACAGUGGAAACGUUUAUUUUCAAACUUAAUCCUGAAUCAGUGUGUUAUCACUGGAAUGGAUAUGAGCAGUUGCAUUCUAAAGUUUCAACUUAUGUGUUUAGUAGUGACUCUUUCGAUGAAAAACGGACUCCUAAAGAACAUCUUGCAAUUACAUCAUGUUUUGAAGCUAAUCAAAUAACACAAAGAAGCCAAAUCAAAAGAGAUGAACAUAUUAGGAGUGCAUUGUUUAUUUCUUGUGAUGAAUCAAGAAUGGUCAUAGGAGGAGGAGACGGUGAAGGUAUUGCGAUUGAUGGAGAUAUUCACGCUGGUCGUUCAACAUGGUGCCGAACUUUUGAUAACGCUCCGUUAUCAUCGCUUGAGAAUGGAGAUUUUUUUAUAAUACGUUUGGAUGUAUUCGGAUUCCAUUAGCUGUCGUAUAAACUAUUUUUAAAAGUUUGAUUUCAUUAUUCGAGUCUUUCAUUAUUCUAAUUUUCGUCAAAAGGUCUUCUUGUCUUAAAGUAAAAACACUAAACUUUUUUCAAAACAAAAAUCAAGAAUGUUAAGUAUUAGACUUUUUUAGACACAAAAUGAUAUUUUGAUGUUCUAAAUAGAUUUAGGGAAUCGUCCCACUAUCUUCUUAAGUUACAUUCUCCAGUUUUAAUUUAUUUAUAUUAUUUAAUAUUUAAGCUGAUAAUUUUAUUUUUUAUUUA